Messenger RNA from Dentiscutata heterogama, 147 nucleotides. The record is from the annotation of a GenBank genome assembly. Lineage: Eukaryota; Fungi; Glomeromycota; Glomeromycetes; Diversisporales; Gigasporaceae.
UCCAUUGUUGAAGGUAAUAAUGGAUUUAAUAAUGAUACUUGUGCACUGAUAACGUUAACUAUGGGAGCUUCUUUGGCUCUUUCAACUCACAUCAAUAUCAAUAUCAAAUUUUCAAUUUUUGCUUCAUUUUCGGUAAAAGAUGGUUAA